Messenger RNA from Ilex paraguariensis (yerba mate), 240 nucleotides. The record is from the annotation of a GenBank genome assembly. NCBI's taxonomy places the organism in Eukaryota, Viridiplantae, Streptophyta, Magnoliopsida, Aquifoliales, Aquifoliaceae.
AUGCUAAGCCAAAUGAGAAAAAAGAGCCACGAGAUUGAUCGAUCAAGGGAGGACAAGCAGGAUCUGCAGGGAUCUUUGGAUCGGACAGUUGAUAAAUUGGAAGAAACUGUUGAAGCCGUAAGAGGAGAUCUGGAAAUUAAAGAUGAUGAAAUCAGUACUCUGGUAGAGAUCGUCCGCACGAUUGAAGAUAGCAGAGGAACAAAGAGGUCAAGCUCUGGAAACAACAGAAGUUCCUUUUAA